CUAGCAUUUUAAGAACUUACUUCAUUUAAUUUUUUAACAUUAUACACUUGAAGUUGUUAUAAUCUGAAUAAAUAAGAGAAAAUGUUUCAAGUUGAAGAAAUUAAAAAUUCAACCGCACUUAAUUUUAAAAACAAAGGAGGAUCAGGACUUGUUAAUGUUCUUCCUUUAGAUAAUAUUCCGGUGGAACUUCCCGAGUCGUGGACUUUUAAAGCAACUUGUAUGCCAAUUGAGUAUAAAAACAAAGCAGAAGCUUUUGCUAAUUUUGAAGUUCGACAAGAUGAUAUCUGGGUAGUUACAUAUCCAAAAUGUGGAACUACUUGGACACAGGAAAUGACAUGGAUGUUGGCUCAUGACUUGAAUUUUAAAGAAUCAAAUUCAGUUGAUAUAGCUGAACGAAGCAUAUUUUUUGAAAUGGAAGGAUUAGUACCGACAGAUACUUGCGAAAGCUUUGAAUUACUAAGCAAUCAAAAGUCUCCUAGAGUCAUAAAGACUCAUUUGCCAAUUGGAUUACUUCCCAGAGAUAUUUGGAGAAAAAAGUGCAAAAUAAUCUAUACAUCUCGGGAUCCUAAAGAUACAUUGGUUUCCUUUUUUUAUCAUUUCAAUGGUGCUACACAAUAUAAAGGAAGCAUUGAAGAAUUUGCUGAACAAUUUUUAACUGAUAAUAUGAUAUAUUGUUCAUUUUGGAAUCAUGUUCUUGAAUUUUGGCUUAUUCGAGAGCAAUCAAAUAUUCUUUUUAUUACUUUCGAAGAUAUGAAAAAAGAUUUGAGAACGAUCUUAAAAAAAACAUCAAAAUUCCUCAAAAAAGAUUACACCGAAGAAGAACUAAGCCAACUUAUGGAACAUUUAUCGUUCGAUAAUAUGAAAGAAAAUGCAACUUGUAACAAUCAGGCUCAUGUCAAAGCUCUAUAUACUUUCAAUCAAUUAGAAUAUGAUGAAAAAACUUCAUUUAAAUUUAUGAGAAAAGGGCAAGUUGGGGGAUAUAAGAAUGUAUUACCACUUAAGUACGUAGAAAAGAUCAAUGCUAAGACGAAAGAGAUCUUUAAGCCGUAUGAUCUCAAUUUAUACUGUGAUAAAUAAAUAAUUUAAGUAAAUAUAAAAAUUGUAGUAAAGAAUAAUAGAGUUAAAUACAAACUAAUACUAAUUUCAAAAACAUCAAUAUUACCAAAAACAAAAUAUGAAAUUAUUAUGUUCACCUGUUGAAAUUAAGGUGAACGAAAUUGGAAUGCAACUCCCAGCACUCGGUCCAAUUUUAUAUUUUUUUUUAUGAAAAAUAAAUAAUAUAAUAAAUAUUAAUAAAAAUCAAACCGCGUAUUGAAUUUCUCUUAAAGCUUUCAUGUAUUUCCUUUGUAAU
Messenger RNA from Eupeodes corollae, 1351 nucleotides. Its product is annotated as sulfotransferase 1B1-like. Gene Ontology annotation, biological process: sulfation. The record is from RefSeq and is a predicted model, not a curated record. NCBI's taxonomy places the organism in Eukaryota, Metazoa, Arthropoda, Insecta, Diptera, Syrphidae. Bases 82 to 1077 code for a protein of 331 amino acids. Gene Ontology annotation, cellular component: cytoplasm. Gene Ontology annotation, molecular function: sulfotransferase activity. The transcript is spliced from 4 exons.